UUUAUUUCCUCUAGUCUCGUAUUGUUGCCUCUUGUAUUAUUCUCCUUAUAUUACCUCAUAGUUUCCUUUCUCUUCUUUUUGUAGUUUCUUUAUAUUGCCUCUUGUUGUCGCCUUAUAUUGCCUCGAAGUCUCCGUUAAUUUUCUUUCAUAGUCUUUUUAUCGCCUCAGUAGUAUGUUUAUAUGUAUAUUCUAGUCUUCAGAGGAGCCUCACGUAGUUUCUUCGUACCCUUGUGUAUCUUGUGUGUAUGCUUAUUUACGCAUUUAUGUUAUGCUUAAGGACCCUCGGUUACGAAUUUUUACUCAUGGUUGGCGUUGGUCGGACAGGGCGGGGAGGUGUCUGAGAUGAGCGUGUGUUACUGGGCGCAGCCGGCCACACUUACAAGCUACGAGACGCACAUGUCUCUCGCCGCCACAGACUACGAGAACGACGUCCUCCACCUCUACCGACGCGGCGGCCAGCUUGGAUUCUACUACAACGGAGUAAGGCAGCUUGGCUUCCCGCACCUGAUCAGCAACAUUGACCUACAUGUGUGGACGCACUACUGCCAUCUAUUCCAGAAGGGAGUGUACGUGGUUUACAUAGGCGGAGAAGAGCUGGGCCGCGGCCCCAUCUCUACCUCUGUCGUGCCGCUACCCCUGCGAGGCGUGCUUGCCCUGGGCCAGGAACAGGAUCUCCUAGCCGGCGGCUAUGACGCAGACCAGAGUUACCGGGGGCGCAUUGCCCUCUUCAAUAUCUACAGCAAACUUGUAAGUGAGGCGGAAGUGCGGCAGCAGGCCCAUUGUAUUGACUAUUCUCCCGGGGAUAUCUUCUCCCUUGAUAGGGAUCAGAUGCAACUCAGCGGUGUUUCUAUUGAACUCCAGAAAAUUGAGAGUUUCUGUGAUGAUUCUGUUGGUUAUGUUAUAUUCCCUGAGCGUAGGAACCUGCCUGACUCGCAGCAGACGUGUCGGCGUGCGGGCUAUGAGAUAUAUAGCCCGUCCACUCGUGACGAGAACAUGGCUUUGUUCAACGAGUCGCUGCUCUUCACUGUUGAAUGUUUGGCUAAUAACUACCAUUUGUGGGUUGGGGCCACGGACGAAGAGGAGGAAAAUGUGUGGCGGAAGUUUAAAGACGGAUCAGUCAUUGGUGACCCGCCUUUCGAGCAGAAGGAGCCCAAUGGCGGCAGUGGAGAGAACUGCAUUUUAAUGUUCCUGCUGAGCGGCCUGUGGGUGGACACGUCCUGCAAUAUCCGCUGGGCUGCCUGUGUUCCUUGCCAGAUAUCAAGCUCCAUCCCUCUUCGUCUGCGUGGCCUGUGCUACAACAGUGAAGCUGAGACGUUCUACGAGGUGCUCGGCUACAAGAACGAGAAGCCUUACUUCCGUGGUUAUUACGGCAUGAUGGUGUACCGGAGGAAUGGCAGCGAGUGGGAAAUGUUUAAUGUGGCGCAAGGCUACACGAUGGCUACCACAAUUUUACCAUCGGAAAACUCCUACCCCUUUGGCCGCCACCUUUGGACUCUGUCACGUGUUAUCUGUGACCAGUCGCCCGGCGCAGUCAUCCGCCUCAGUUUCUCAAUUUGUGCCAACACUGAGUUCAGCUGCUCCAACGGGGACUGUAUACCGAAGGUGAACCGCUGCGACGGCACCAACGACUGUGUUGACUUCUCUGACGAGGACGACUGUAAGACGCUGGUUCUGCCCCGUGGCUACCGUGCCACACAACCGCCAAGCAGUUCCCAGCACGCCGGGCCUCUCCAGCUGGGCUCCACAUUGACCAUUCUCCGCGUGAGUCAAAUCAGCGACGUGCGGCGCGCAAUGAACGCGGAGAUGAACCUCGACCUGCAGUGGAUAGACCCCAGGAUCACUUACCUCAACCUCCGCAACACGCUUGAGUGGAACAAGUUGGGUGGAGAUGACUCUAAGGCCAUAUGGAAGCCGAGACUGACGUUCCCGAAUGUGUACGAUGGCAAGAUUAACAUGAUUGCGGAGGAGAUCGGAAUCAGGAAGCUCAAGGGUCCAAUGCCGCCAGACUACAACGACGAGAAGAUGGACACAGGUUAUGGUGGCGACGCGGCACAGAUAGUGUUGCAACUCCACUUCAGUGGAAGCUUUGCGUGUUCCUUCGAGGUAUUCUACUACCCCUUCGACAAGCAGUGGUGUUACAUCAACAUUCAGCUAGCAUCGGUCAGUAAAGAACAGGCCAGCUUCACCACAGCAGACGCGAAGAUCAUAUACCUGGAGGAGAGGUUUUUGCCUGACUACGAGGUUAGCGAGACGUCCCUCACCAUCACAGAAGCUGGCAACAACGAGACACAUUUCAGCGUACUUCGUGUGAAGUUUGAAGUGAAACGACGAUGGACAGUGAUCGUAGUGACAGUCUUCCUGCCCACUUCCAUGUUGAUCUGUGUCGGCUAUGCCACACUCUAUAUUAGGCUGGACAUGCUCGACGUACGUAUGGCAGUGAGCCUGACGACACUGCUAGUGUUUUAUACUCUCUUCAGCAAUACUUCCGAUGCCCUGCCCGUUACCGCCUACGUCAAGAUGAUCGAUAUGUGGUUUUUCUCCAGUAUAAGCCUACUCUUUUUCAUCACCAUGAUCCACGUACUGACGGAGUACCUGACGGAGCGGCAGCGGAUGGUAAAGGUGCACCCCGCCGUCAAACUAAAACUACCCCCACCCAGAGUGACUCCUGAGCGAGUGAUUGUAGUGGUGCGGGUAUUUGUGGUGCCUCUAAUAGUGGUGGUGCUUAAUAUUGUGUACUGGGUCAUCCUUUACCAGCAAUGGACCAUGUAAUACUUUUAAAAUGUAGUUCAAUCCUUAGUCACAAACCCCAUCUCCAACACACACACACACACACACACACACACACACACACACAGCUCUCUUGGGCAGAGUAGAGUCUAAGGUUCUUCGUCUCAUCAACUCCCCUCCUCUUACUGUCAGUCUUCUAUCUCUUAAAUUCCGCCGUAGUUUCAUCUCUUUCUAUUUUCUAUCGAUAUUUUCAUGCUGAUUGCAAUUCUGAACUUGCUAAAUACAUGCGUCCCCCUCUCCCGCAGACCCGCUGCACUAGAUUUUCUACUUAAGCUCAUCCCUAUGCUGUCCCAAUCCCUUUUGCAACAGUAAACCAGCAGCUUCAUUUUUUCUCCCCUUACACUGGUAAACUCUGGAGCAAUCUUUCUUCGUCUGUAUUAAUUGACCUCUUUUAAGAGGAGAGUAUCGAGACACCUCUCCGCCUCUCUUUUGGCCACUCAUCUAUACCCUUUUUUUUCAUAUAGGAGUAGUGAUUAGCGGGCUUAUUUUAUCUUUUCCUUGUUCCUCCUUUAUUUUAUUUUUAUGCCCUUAUGAAUGUAUAACAAGUUUUCGGAAACUACCAUAUGACGGGCGGUUGUUCUUUUGUAGUCACCUUAUAUUCUUGUGUACUUUUCCAUAUGUUCUAGUUUGAUGAUUUGGAAGAUGUAGAAAAAUAAUAUUCUAGCAAACUUAUUAGUAAGCAGGAUGGUAAUGGUUUUAACGCGUAAUUAUUGUUGAUGUUACACUAGUUUUCCUAAGAACUGUUUUUUGAUAUCGUCAUGUGAUCUCAGGCUGAGCUGCCUAGCAGACCAAUACACAUCCGCUUUACCGAAUUUGUUGCCUCUGUUUGUUUCAAGCCUCAGAUUGUCUGAUUAGCAUCGUUUACAGUGAUGUAUCAUAAAACAUAACUCAAUACGCAGGGUGUCCUAGAGAUUUCCCUCCCUUUUCAUACCACGGCCUCUGAUUGUGCACAAUUUUGAGCAUCGAAAUAAAAUGUUGAU
This is a messenger RNA of Eriocheir sinensis (Chinese mitten crab), 3767 nucleotides long. RefSeq lists its product as uncharacterized. NCBI's taxonomy places the organism in Eukaryota, Metazoa, Arthropoda, Malacostraca, Decapoda, Varunidae. The coding region runs from base 343 to 2769 and encodes 808 amino acids. Gene Ontology annotation, cellular component: neuron projection; membrane; synapse. The transcript has 6 exons. Gene Ontology annotation, molecular function: neurotransmitter receptor activity; transmembrane signaling receptor activity; extracellular ligand-gated monoatomic ion channel activity. The record is from RefSeq and is a predicted model, not a curated record. Gene Ontology annotation, biological process: monoatomic ion transmembrane transport; signal transduction; chemical synaptic transmission.